AUGGCUCUUGUGCACUCCCACGCUUUCGUUUCCUUCCCCUCCCAAAAACCGGCGCGCAUCACUGAGGUGGAGACAGUGCGGUUCAGCGGGGACUUCCAGAGUUUGAUCGGGGACAACGUGGAGCAGUUCCUGGCGGAGUGCUCCGCCAAGCUGAAGCCGGUGAGUUGCGCCGACGCGAAGCCGGGCUCGGUGGUGGUGACCCUCGUGGCCGAGAGCGGCUUGGCUUCGGACAGCUGGGAGGAGCUGGAGGAGGCCAACAAGGUCAUCGCGAGCGACUUCGAGCUGCCCAGCUUUGGGAAGUUCGAGAAGGAGCCGAAGUGGAAGGACGAGAAGGCCAAGGAUACCAUGAAGGAUGCGGCAGAGAUGACACCAGAGGAGAAGAAGAAGAACUUGCUCAAUCCGGAUAUCACUGCGGAAGAUCAGAAGAUUGUGCAGAGCAUUUUUGAUGCCGUGCAUGAUGAUGAAGCGAAGAAGGCGGAGCAAGGGGAGGAAAGCGCGAAAGCGGCCCUGCGGGCGCCGCCCACAGCGGAGGAGCAGUCCACCUCCAACGCCAUUGUGGGCAUUUGCCUGACAGUACUGGGCUUCGGCUGCAUAGGGCUCUGCAUCUACUCCUGGGUCAAGGCUGCCAAGAAGGUGAAAGCCAAGCUGACGACGGCGGCGCAGAAGCGGCUGAUGAAGCGCGCGCAGAAGGGGGACACUCUGCUGGUGGUCACCGGGGUGGAAGGACUCCAGGUGGGCGAGGAGGUGAUGAUCGGCAAGGAGAAGGUGGCGGUGCAGGGCCUGAGCUUGUCGGUGGUCUUGUCCGCGGCCUUGGCCGCGGACUGCCCCACGGGCGCCAAGGUGUUGCGCGGGGAGCAAGAGGUCGGCAGCCUGAGUGAGGCCGCGGUCGCGGGGGCCAAGGAGCUGCGGCUGUCAGGCACGCCUGCGCUGAAGAAGGGGGACAAGCUGAAAUUGGGAGAGGCUGAGAUCCAGGUGAAGUCCACUAAGAAGCAGCUGCUGGUGUCCCCCGCGCUGUCUUCUGCACACAUUGUGGGCACCAAGCUCCGCAAGCCAGGUGAGCCGGACGUCGCUGCGGACGAGGCCGAGGGCGAGGACAACGAGGCCGGUGAGGCCACCGAGGCCGAGGUCACCGAGGCCGAGGCUUCCGAGGCCGAGGCCGCCGAGGCCAAGGCCAAGGCCACGGAGGCUGAGGAGCCAAAGGCGGCGCCGCCCGCACCGGCGCCCGAGGCGCCGCCCGCGGCGCCGGAGGCCAUGCCUCUUCGAACGGCGCGGCCACUGCGGGCCAUUGCCGGCGCUGUCGCCCUGCUGUGCGGUUGGCAACUUGGUCAGGCAUGGCUAGCCCAGGCGCCGCGGCGAGAGCUGCUGGCAGCAGGACUGGCAGGCCUCGCCACUGUGGCUCAGGCCGACUCCGCGCUCGCCAGCGGCGGGUCCACAGCUGGCAAGUACUCGACCAUUCCUUCUGGGAAGCGGAGGUUCUACGGGCGGGUUCGCCAAGGUCUCUUCCAGUAUCUCAAGAUGGAGCCAGCCAUCAAAGCAGGUAAUCUGAAGGCUCCGGAAGUCGAGGAAUUCUUCAGCAUGAACAUCAUAAAGGUGAAGGGCGGGGAGAAGAUCAAGAAUUGCGGUUUUGGAGGUAAAUGCAUCACGAAGGAGAAAAGGACCUCCCGGUGGCUGGAUUGGAAGACGGCAACGGAUCUGCUGGCUGGAGCCUUCAGAUACGAUGCCAGCGAGAUCCCCGACUACUUGCCAGGGGUCAAGGUGAUCCGCUCCUUUGCUAAGAAGGUGACCCGAAUGGAGGAAGCCAUUCAGGAAGGGAACGUGCAAGAGGCCUGGCAGGGGAUGCAAGCUUUGUGA
Messenger RNA from Effrenium voratum, 1851 nucleotides. The record is from the annotation of a GenBank genome assembly. NCBI's taxonomy places the organism in Eukaryota, Dinophyceae, Suessiales, Symbiodiniaceae.